CCGCGCCCUCGCUUCCGGCCGUGGCGGCCUUGGUGCCGCUGGAUUAUAGAGACCGCCGGGACCCAGCGCGGCAUGCUUCGCUGAGGAGCGACGGCGCCAUGAACCUCCUGCCGUGUAACCCGCACGGCAACGGGCUGUUGUACGCCGGCUUCAACCAGGACCACGGAUGCUUUGCAUGUGGGAUGGAAAAUGGAUUCCGAGUCUAUAACACUGAUCCACUCAAAGAAAAAGAAAAACAAGAAUUUUUAGAAGGAGGAGUUGGCCAUGUGGAAAUGUUAUUUCGCUGCAAUUAUUUAGCUUUAGUUGGUGGUGGAAAAAAGCCGAAAUACCCUCCCAACAAAGUGAUGAUAUGGGAUGACCUGAAGAAGAAGACAGUCAUCGAGAUAGAGUUCUCCACAGAGGUCAAGGCAGUCAAGUUGCGGCGAGAUAGAAUUGUGGUGGUUUUGGAUUCCAUGAUUAAGGUGUUCACAUUCACACACAAUCCCCAUCAGUUGCACGUCUUUGAAACCUGCUAUAACCCUAAAGGCCUCUGUGUCCUGUGUCCCAACAGUAAUAAUUCCCUUCUCGCCUUCCCUGGUACCCACACGGGCCACGUGCAGCUGGUGGACCUGGCCAGCACUGAGAAGCCACCAGUGGAUAUUCCUGCACAUGAGGGUGUUCUGAGUUGCAUCGCCCUCAACCUUCAGGGAACAAGAAUUGCAACUGCAUCUGAAAAAGGGACCCUUAUAAGAAUAUUUGAUACUUCAUCAGGGCAUUUAAUCCAGGAGCUACGAAGAGGAUCUCAAGCAGCUAAUAUAUAUUGCAUCAACUUUAAUCAGGACGCUUCCCUCAUCUGUGUGUCCAGUGACCAUGGCACUGUGCACAUUUUUGCAGCCGAAGAUCCAAAAAGAAAUAAACAGUCUAGUUUGGCAUCAGCCAGUUUCCUUCCAAAAUACUUCAGCUCCAAGUGGAGUUUCUCAAAGUUUCAGGUUCCCUCAGGCUCUCCAUGCAUCUGUGCCUUUGGAACAGAGCCCAAUGCAGUCAUCGCCAUCUGUGCCGACGGCAGCUACUACAAGUUCCUGUUCAGCCCCAAGGGUGAGUGUGUCCGGGAUGUGUGCGCACAGUUCCUGGAGAUGACUGAUGACAAGCUGUGACUGUCUGAGAGCACAUCUGAUGCCACCACCCAGUGCCCCAUGGACUCCUGGGGCUGGUGCCCGUGCCCCAGGCCUGUGGAUAAAGGGGCUUGAGGACGCCCGGGACCUUGGUCUCGAAGCCAUACAUGGUUGUCUGCCUUCCUGAGCAAGGCUUCCUGUUCCCAUAUUAAAGAGAAUCAUCAUCAAGGUCCCACAGAUGCUGUGGGCCUUCCCGCCGCUACCCUUUAGUUCAACUGUGAUGUUAGAGUUAGUGGCUCCACACCCUCAUGCUAGCAGGAUCCAUGCAGACCUGGGGACAUACCAAGAGCAGCAUGCAUCAGUGGAAGCUUGUUUUUUACAACAGACCAUCAAUUUUCAAGUCUGUAGGAGCGAGGAAAAAGCAUGUCAGGGCUCAUGUGCUAGGCCAACUUCAGUAGAAUUAAGUAAAAGCCCUUUGACCCAGUGUGAAGAUGCAGUUCCUUCUGCCACUCAUGAAGAACCAGCUAGUUCUCUUUAGCGCAUACACUGCAGAGUUCUCUUGUUCAUGAGUUCUAUAUGGUCUCUGUGUCACAUGUGGGCCCUGUUGGAGUUGCUAGGACAAUUGUGCCCCAAACCUGCCAGUGAGUAGAAUGAGUAUGACAUCCACCUGCACUCCAGUCCUUGGGCUGCUGGUGUGAGAGGGGUCUCCUAGUUUUGUUUAAAAUGACUUCCCCAUUAUCAGUAGGGAACAAAUAAGAUUUAGUUUUUAAUGCUCACAGAAGAAAGCAUCAUUUAAGAGGCCUUCUCAGUACAGUGCCCUUUGGUGACCUGUUGUAUGGUGGGAACUGCCUUGGCCUGUGGCAUCCAUUUCUUCUCAUUUCUCCGGACAUGCGUAGAACACACUAAUACUGGGAAUGUCAGGCACAUCCUUGGUACUGACACAGGCUUUGAGGUCUGUGUAUUAGUGCCACUUUGAGGUGUAUGUUUAAUUUUCCUAAAUCCCUUCUAAGCUCAGUUUUGCGGUUUUGAUUUCAGGUUACAAAUAUUCAGAAAUUCUGCACAGCAGGUUCUUGUUUGCCAGUUCCUUUACUGUCCUGUACUUGGCUAACUUUGUAUGUGUAUCCGAUGUCAAGUAUGCAUGUUAUCUUUGUGUAUUUAAUCAUGAAACUUAAUUUUGCACACUUAUUUGUACUAUUUCUUUUAAAUAAAAGUGACUAAUUUUGUUGUACCUGUAA
This is a messenger RNA of Jaculus jaculus (lesser Egyptian jerboa), 2326 nucleotides long. It is a transcript of the gene Wdr45b, whose product is annotated as WD repeat domain 45B. The record is from RefSeq and is a predicted model, not a curated record. Gene Ontology annotation, biological process: nucleophagy; autophagy of mitochondrion; protein localization to phagophore assembly site. Gene Ontology annotation, cellular component: extrinsic component of membrane; phagophore assembly site membrane; cytosol. The transcript is spliced from 10 exons. NCBI's taxonomy places the organism in Eukaryota, Metazoa, Chordata, Mammalia, Rodentia, Dipodidae. Bases 99 to 1133 code for a protein of 344 amino acids. Gene Ontology annotation, molecular function: protein binding; phosphatidylinositol-3-phosphate binding; phosphatidylinositol-3,5-bisphosphate binding.